Aureobasidium subglaciale EXF-2481 is the source of this 2493-nucleotide messenger RNA. RefSeq lists its product as uncharacterized. Gene Ontology annotation, cellular component: mitochondrial inner membrane. Lineage: Eukaryota; Fungi; Ascomycota; Dothideomycetes; Dothideales; Saccotheciaceae. The transcript has 4 exons. Gene Ontology annotation, molecular function: RNA binding. The record is from RefSeq and is a predicted model, not a curated record. The coding region runs from base 1 to 2493 and encodes 830 amino acids.
AUGCUGCCGACACAACAUAUAUUAACCCGCCAGCUGGUGCGCCCUGGCCUGCCCAGAGUGUAUCGUGCGGCAUGUGCUCAAGGAUUACGCUACAAGUCUUUGGAAGCAGGAGAGGACAACACUGGACAUAUCAACGCUGCUCACAAUGAGGGCGUACUAUUCUUCAAUAAUCUUUAUCCUUUGAGGUUACAAUGGCUCCUGCGACUGCCGCUUUUGAGUGCUGAUAAAUUGUUCUCUACACUGACUGGAGGCGACAAAUCCAUGGGAGCCAUUGAUCCGCAGAAGGUCAUCAAGAGAGCACAAGAAGCUACCCCUGACAAACAGGUGCAAGCAAAUGUCGUCGAAGUAUUGCCCAGAGUGAAAGAAGGAGGCGCUUUCGUCAAGUUCACGUACGAGCCUGGUUCAAAACUUGCCGACAUCGAAGCCGCUGUGCAAAAGCACCUUCAGGACCAUCAGGUAAAGCCGUGGUGGGCACCUAUAACCAAUGUCCGAGCAGGGCUGGUCAAGGGUAAGCCAUGGGUUGAGGAUCUGUACCGCUUACCCAGUCAGCGUCUGAGAAUCGAGUUCUUGCCUACAAGUCCUGGAGGUGAGGUAGCCGAGCUUUCUCAAGAACAGCUUUAUGCCUACUUCAGACCUUAUGGAAAACUGGCAGAUAUCAUCUCUCAGCCUUCAGACUCGAAAGUCCUGCCGAAAUAUGCCAACAUCGAUUUUACGACGGUGAGAAAGGCAGUCAUGGCCAAGAACUGUCUCCAUGGCUACGUAGUGUCAGAAGCACAAGGAGGUGGCAAACUUGGAACAGUCUUCAGAAUCAGCUACGAGAAGAAGCAGAAGGCUCGAUGGUUCAUUGACUGGCUCACGAGCCAUCCCAGGAUAGUCAUUCCUGCUGUCGCCGCUCUUGUCGCCGGUAUCACCGUUGCAGUCUUUGACCCUAUCCGUACCGCGUUCAUCAAGGCGCAUAUUACUAGAACAUUACAUCUUGAGGACAAUAGAGUCUACCGCUGGUUCAUCAAGCAGGCAAACGACCUUCUUGAUGUUGUCCGACUGAGAUCACAUACCCCUGACGAAGCUGGCAUGGAAGCUAUCUGGGACGACCAGAGGGGCAACAUCAACCAAAUCAAGACUUGGCUGAUGGAGACUGCGGACACGUUUAUUGUGGUUCAGGGCCCUCGCGGAUCAGCAAAGAGAGAGUUGGUCGUUGAUCAAGCCCUGAAGGACCGCAAGAACAAGCUAGUGAUUGACUGCAAACCUAUUCAGGAAGCUCGCGGAGACUCGGGUACCAUUAGCGCUACAGCCGCUGAAGUUGGCUACAGACCAGUCUUCUCAUGGAUGAACUCGAUCAGUGGACUUAUCGAUCUGGCAGCCCAGGGUGCGACUGGUGUCAAGACUGGAUUUUCUGAGACCUUGGACUCUCAGCUCACUAAGAUUUUCACGAACACUCAAACAGCUUUGAAACAAAUUGCUCUGGAUGGAAGAAAGAGGGAUGAUAGAGAUGCCAACCUCAGUGAUGAUGAGUACCUCGAAGCACACCCUGAGAGGCGACCCGUCAUUGUCAUUGAUAACUUCUUGCACAAGAGUCAAGAAGGCACUGUUGUCUACGACAAGAUCGCUGAAUGGGCCGCUCGAGUCACUACCUCGAACAUCGCUCACGUCGUCUUCUUGACUCACGAUGUUUCAUUCAGCAAAUCGCUGUCUAAAGCUUUGCCGGAUCGCGUAUUCCGUCAGAUCAGUCUUUCUGACACAAGUCUCGAGGUUGCCAAACGUUUCGUCAUCAACCACAUCGACUUUGAAUCGGAAGACGCAGAAGCUGGUAUCAAGCAGUUGACACCGUCUCAACGCCGUAAAGAUCUCGGAGAGCUUGAUAGUGUCCUCCCCGCUCUAGGUGGCCGCCUUACCGAUCUCGAGUUCCUGGCUCGUAGAAUCAAGGCUGGAGAAACACCACGCAAAGCUGUCCGCGAAAUCGUCGAGCAGUCUGCCAGCGAGAUCCUGAAGAUGUUCGUCCUCGGCCAAAACGACGGUGAUAGACAGUGGACGCCACAACAAGCUUGGCUCCUCAUCAAGCAACUCGCCAAAGACCAAACCAUACGCUACAACGAAAUACUCCUCUCCGACUCCUACAAGUCCGGCGGUGAAAAAGCCCUCGCAGCUCUCGAGCAAGCAGAACUCAUCGCCAUCCAAUCGUACAACGGCCGCCCCUAUGCCAUCAAGCCCGGUCGUCCAGUCUACCAGCCUGCGUUCGAGAAGCUGACCGAGGAUAAGGUCCUCCGGUCACGCAUGGAUCUCGCAGUCCUGGCAGAAGGCAUCAAGGCUGAAACACAGAGUAUUGACAAGUAUGAGCAAGAGCUGCAUUUACUUGGUGAGUUGCCGAAACAGCCGGCAGAGCUGACGAGUCGUGUCAAUUAUCUGCUUUCGAAGAUUAUGGCUAGCCAGGCCAAGGUGGAGGUUUACGAGAAGCAGAGUGGUGAGCUCAAGAAGAUUUUGACUACUGAAUACUAG